Molecule: messenger RNA, 1354 nt
Organism: Humulus lupulus (European hop)
Lineage: Eukaryota; Viridiplantae; Streptophyta; Magnoliopsida; Rosales; Cannabaceae
Product: phloroisovalerophenone synthase-like
Exons: 2
Coding region: 38-1237 (399 amino acids)
Biological process (GO): polyketide biosynthetic process
Molecular function (GO): acyltransferase activity, transferring groups other than amino-acyl groups
Source: RefSeq, a predicted model, not a curated record
AUAUACACACACUACUAUUAUUAUCAGGUAUAAGAUAAUGGCCUCCUCCAUAACUGUGGAUCAAAUCCGAAAGGCUCAGCGGGCUGAGGGUCCGGCCACCAUCCUCGCCAUUGGCACGGCCACUCCUGCCAACUUCAUCAUCCAAGCUGAUUAUCCUGACUACUACUUCCGCGUCACCAAAAACGAACACAUGACUAACCUCAAAAAAAGAUUCCAACGAAUAUGUGAUAGAACCAUGAUAAAGAAACGUCACCUGUUCUUGACCGAAGACCACCUAAAGGAGAACCCAAACAUGUGCGAGUUCAUGGCGCCGUCCCUGGACGCACGUCAAGACAUAUUGGUGGUCGAGGUUCCCAAGCUUGGAAAGGAGGCUUGCAUGAAGGCCAUCGAGGAGUGGGACCAGCCAAAGUCCAAGAUCACCCAUUUCAUCUUCGCCACCACCUCCGGUGUCGACAUGCCUGGCGCCGACUACCAAUGCGCCAAGCUUCUCGGACUCAGCUCCUCCGUGAAGCGUGUGAUGAUGUAUCAACAAGGUUGUUUCGCCGGUGGAACUGUUCUCCGUAUCGCCAAGGACAUAGCGGAAAACAACAGGGGUGCCCGAGUUCUUGCCUUGUGCUCUGAGAUCACGACUUGCAUAUUUCAUGGCCCAACGGAAUCUCAUUUGGACUCCAUGGUGGGACAAGCUUUGUUCGGAGAUGGGGCUUCUGCGGUCAUCGUAGGUGCUGAACCGGAUGAGUCGGCCGGGGAACGACCGAUCUAUGAGUUGGUGUCAGCUGCGCAGACGAUUCUGCCAAACUCAGAAGGAGCGAUCGAUGGGCAUUUAAUGGAAGCGAGGCUAACGUUUCACUUACUCAAGGACGUGCCCGGGUUGAUCUCUAACAACAUCGAGAAGGGUUUGAUUGAGGCCUUCACUCCGAUCGGGAUUAAUGACUGGAACUCCAUAUUCUGGGUUACACACCCCGGUGGACCGGCCAUUUUGGACGAGGUGGAGGCCAAACUGGAACUGAAGAAGGAAAAGCUGGCAAUCUCACGCCAUGUGUUGAGUGAGUACGGGAACAUGUCGAGUGCAAGCGUCUUCUUCGUAAUGGACGAGUUGAGAAAGCGGUCGUUGGAGGAAGGGAAGUCGACCACCGGAGAUGGAUUGGAUUGGGGUGUUCUUUUCGGCUUCGGACCCGGUUUGACGGUGGAGAUGGUGGUCUUGCAUAGCGUUGAAAACAAGGUCAAAAGUCAGACUUGAACAUGGAAGUUUGUGAAGGAUUUGGAGUUGGAGAAUGACUGAAUAAGCUUUGAUUCGAUUCUUCAAGAGUUGAUGUUUAGAAGAGGCUAUGCCUUUUUUUUUUAAAUAAAAAUAUUA